AUAAUUGUGUUGUGCGACGUUGGCUGUAGACGGCGACACAAUCGCUCACAGCUGGUCGUGAAUGCGCGAGUGCAGAAUGCAGAUGCGUGAAAUUAAGUUUCUGCAAUUAAAAUCUUGCCGAGUAUCCAAGCAGUUCCUUCAAGUCAACGCAUUGACGUUAUUUUUCGUGCAAUUUUCAGUAUUGUAGCAAUCGGAAAUCAAACUCACGCAUUGAACACACCUUUGAUGAGAUACAAAAAUGAUUCGCUGCAAGGUGAUAAGAAGACACUCUCUCGUUGACAUGCAGUUAGCACUCAAAUGGGAUGAAAAAAUUCAUAAAAAAUUUUCUACUGACAAACUCAGUGCCUGCCUAUCGCCUGAAGCAAUACUCAAUGAUAACGUACGCACUGAAUUUAUAAAACGUCUGAAGUUGAUCAAGAUGACCACGAAAGUCCACAAUACUUGUAACGAAGCUGCUGUUUUGAUACCAUUUUGUAUUCAUAAUGGAAAAUUAGGAUUAUUAUAUACCCUGCGGUCCAAUAAAGUUAGUACAAACAGAGGGCAAGUUUCAUUUCCAGGUGGUAUGAAAGAUAAGGAUGACAAAUGUUUAGAGGAUACCGCUCUUAGAGAAACAUGGGAAGAACUGCACAUACCAAAAGACUCUGUGGAAGUAUGGGGUUCUGGUAAUAGAAUAGAGAGAAAACAUGUUAUUGUUACACCAGUUGUAGGUUUUAUAGGUGAAGUAGAUCCAAAAUCAUUGAAAAUUAAUCAACAAGAGGUAGAAGAAGCCUUUGUUCACCCUUUGGAAAAAUUCUGUGAUCCUGCAUUAUGUCGAUACACACAGUUUAGAAAUAAUUAUACUUUGCCAACAUAUUUAGGUGGUAAUCACAAAAUUUGGGGAUUGACAGCUGUGAUAACCCAUAUAGUAAUGAAUGCGUUACUGCCCAAUGUGUAUAAACAUAAAAUUGUAAAUCUUCCUCCAUUAAUCAAUUACAAAUACCAAAGCAAAGAAAUUAAAUCUUGAUAUAAAAGA
Molecule: messenger RNA, 1012 nt
Organism: Trichogramma pretiosum
Lineage: Eukaryota; Metazoa; Arthropoda; Insecta; Hymenoptera; Trichogrammatidae
Product: nucleoside diphosphate-linked moiety X motif 8
Exons: 2
Coding region: 239-1003 (254 amino acids)
Molecular function (GO): coenzyme A diphosphatase activity
Source: RefSeq, a predicted model, not a curated record